CGAAAGGAAACAUGUGAGUGCACUGAAGAGCAUGCAACAGACAACUUACUGCAACUUUUGAUCACACGCAUCAACCUUUGUGCACCAACGGGAUUUAACUUUUGGGAAAGGAGACGUACAAUUUCUGUAUAUAGCCUAAUCCGAUUACUUUUUUUAAUUUUAUUUUUUUUAUUUCUUAUUAGAACACAGUAUCAUGUUUUUUCUCACUUUUUCAACAUAAUAACCAGCACUUGUCUUAAUUUAUUAUAGUAAUUGCUUUCUCUUUUUUCGUUCUAUUACUAUUAUUUAAUUAAACUGCUUUAUUAGCAAUUACUUGCUCAAAAUUAGUAAUUCUAUAACAACUUUCUGGACGCUUGGGGACUGUCAUACAGCAGUCCUGAUUUCUGAACAGUCGCGUGUUCCGCUUUUGGUUUAAUCCCUCUGAAAAUGAUGCAUUUGAAAUUUGUGCUCUUGUUGGCCAUCGCGGCCAAUUUUUGGGAAUGUAGUGAUGCGAAAUUCGACGAGAAAGGAGAAUUAAGUCCAAGGAGGAGGAGAUGUUACGAUGGAAGUCUGCCGAAACGCCUGAAGAAGAAGGAGAGAAAACAGUCACUGGAGGGAAGCGGCGGAGGGGAGGUUUGUCACAGGCUCUAUCCUCGCGUGUCCUGCUGUCCGUCCAGAAGAGCUCCGUAUCAGAUCCUCCAUCGGAGAGAUGCUCGGAUCUUCUCAACCAAUAACACAGAGUGUUCUAGACUGCUGGAGGAGAUUAAGUGUGCCCAUUGCUCACCACAUGCCCAGAUGCUCUUCCACUCGCCCAAACUUGAAAAGGCACCACACAGAGAACAAGAUCUACCCCGCUUAUGUCACGACUACUGCCAAGAGUUCUACUACACCUGCCGGGGACACAUACCAGAACUGUUCCAAGCUGACGUGGACGAGUUCUGCCAGUACUAUGGAAGGAAGGACGGAGGCCUGUGCUUUCCAGAUUUUCACAGAAAGCAACUGCGCAGAGAUUCCAACUACCUGUUAGAUGAAAAAAUAGAAGUGAUUAACAGAAAACAUAAACACAACUGCUACUGCACUCAGGAGAUCCUUAGUGGUCUUCAACAGCCUGUUGGUGUGGUGCAUUGUGGGGAUGGAUCACAGCGGCUUUUUAUUUUGGAGAAGGAAGGCUUUGUCCGUGUCCUAACACAUGACAUGGAGCUUUUGAAAGAGCCUUUUCUGGACAUUCAUAAGCUGGUCCAAAGCGGCAUAAAGGGAGGAGAUGAAAGGGGCUUGCUAAGCCUUGCAUUCCACCCCAAUUAUAAGAAAAAUGGAAAGCUCUAUGUCUCCUACACGACCAACCAAGAGCGCUGGGCUAUCGGACCACACGACCACAUUCUUCGUGUAGUCGAGUACACUGUGUCCAGGAAAAACCCAAACCAGGUGGACACAAGGACCACUCAGGUUUUAAUGGAAGUAGCUGAGCUCCACCGAAAGCAUCUGGGAGGGCAGCUCCUCUUUGGCCCUGAUGGGCUUCUGCACAUCUUUUUAGGUGAUGGCAUGAUCACUUUGGACGAUAUGGAGGAGAUGGAUGGGCUGAGUGAUUUCACAGGAUCUGUCCUUCGGGUGGAUGUGGACACAGAUUGCUGUAGCACCCCUUACUCUAUACCCAGAAACAACCCCUAUUUCAACAGCACAAAUCAGCCCCCUGAAAUCUUUGCCCAUGGACUGCAUGACCCAGGGAGGUGUGCAGUGGAUAAGCUCCGCAUCGACACCAAUGGGAGUCUGCUGAUCCUGUGCACAGAUACUGUUGGCAAAAAUACGACAACAGGCAGGAUCCUACGGGUCAUCAAAGGGAAAGACUACGAAAAUGAGCCAUCUGUGUUUGAUUUGGGGUCAAAUGAAGGUGCCGUCCCAGUUGGUGGAUUCAUCUACCGGGGAUGCCAGUCAAGAAGACUUUAUGGAAGUUAUGUAUUUGGAGACAAAAAUGGGAACUUCAGAAUUCUGCAGAGGCCUUCAGAAGACAGGUCGUGGCAAGAGAAGCCUCUUUGUCUUGGUACAAGCAGUUCCUGUGGUUCCUCGCUGGUCGGCCACAUCCUGGGAUUUGGCGAAGAUGAAUUAGGUGAGGUCUACAUCCUCUCUUCGAGCAAAAGCACGGCGAUACAGUCGCACAACGGAAAACUCUACAAGUUGGUGGACCCUAAAAGACCACAGGUCCCUAAGGAGUGCAGACGUCCAGUAGAGGAUCUAGAGAUGCUAAGCACCGCUUGCUCCCGUGAAUGCAAGAAUGGCCACUGUACACCAACCGGCAAGUGCUGCUGCAGUUCUGGUUGGGAUGGCCCCUUCUGUUUACGAGCCAAAUGUGAUCCGGCCUGUCGCAAUGGCGGGGUCUGCGUGGAGCCCAACAAGUGUCUCUGCAAGGAAGGUUUCUCUGGCAGCCAGUGCGAGAAAGGAGAGCGAGGGACACGAGGGGAUGGCGAGAAAGACAGCAUCGUGGAGCACAUCAUUGACAUGACAUCUUACCUGCUGGACCUCACCAGUUAUAUUGUAUAAAAAGCAGGGCAGGUUGAUAACACGCUCUUCACUGGUUGGAAGGCCUUUUAAUAGUUUGCCUUCAGGACACCAUCCCCAAUCUCCAACUGCCCCUCACCUGAUCCUCCUCUCCCACCACUGUUUCAUGAGCCACAGGCUUUGAUCUCCAUGCUCCCCUACACCAUCUGCACUCCCACCCCUAUGCACAAAUACACAUGGAAAACAAUAAUGGGAUGGCCAAUGGGACCUCAAGGCGUAUAGCUGAAGGGGUCGCAUGUUGGAGGUCCCACGCAGGGCUCCUCGGUUGUUAGUGCUGGUAUGGUGUGUAAAGUCUGGUUCGCUUUAAAGUCAAGUGUCCCUGCAGGUGGACUCGCAAAGUACUGGAAGCCCCACAUGAGACCAACUCGGAUGUUCGGUCCAAUCCCAACAUGGGGACCGGUUUGUACUACAGGACUAAUUGGGAUUUUAGGGAGUCAAGAAUAGCAACACUCAUUUAGGAAAGUCAGAUGGACAGUCUACCAAACUGAACUGCACCAUUAAGAAAAUCAUUGCCAUGGAUUCACAGGUUGACUGAAGAACGGAGGGGAAGUAGCUGUCAAUACAGCCGCAAAACCAGACUUAGUCUUAUCCAGUGGGUCUGUGUAUAACUGGAGAAUCAUUAUGAUGGGACUAGAUGCCAGUUUACAUGCAGUUUAGAAACGGAUCUGCUCAAAUGUCAUCCAUAUAAUUGCUGAAACGCUCAAUGAGGAUCCAGCAAAACUGAAUAUUGGUUGUAUCCCAUUGGUGUUUCAUUUAGAUGAAAACGUCAAGUGAAAUGUAAAUCUGUAAGAAUAUUUGGAGAGUCACUUUGAUUACGUUAAUUUAAUACAGUAGUUGGAGAUUUCUGGUUAAGAGGUAACUGCUCUGGUUAAAGUUGCAGUAUCAGCUAUAUUAUUUUCCAAUAGUUGUUCAUGACCAUGCACGCUGCUUUCAUUGCAAAUUGUAUAUCUUAUCAUAUUUUAAAAUGUUCAUAUAUCUUCUUUCUGUGUGAUAUUGAACAUAGAAGCUUGUUUUUUCUUCAUAUGGAAACCCCUUGUAAGGUGAUUUUAUCAAAUACUACAAUCUUUUCACAGAUUCUUUCACUCACAAUGGGAUGCCUCAUUUUCUGCAUUUUUUUUUUUUAUAAACACCAAACCA
Molecule: messenger RNA, 3666 nt
Organism: Carassius carassius (crucian carp)
Lineage: Eukaryota; Metazoa; Chordata; Actinopteri; Cypriniformes; Cyprinidae
Gene: hhip
Product: hedgehog interacting protein
Exons: 13
Coding region: 427-2511 (694 amino acids)
Source: RefSeq, a predicted model, not a curated record